Molecule: messenger RNA, 1886 nt
Organism: Silurus meridionalis
Lineage: Eukaryota; Metazoa; Chordata; Actinopteri; Siluriformes; Siluridae
Gene: slc25a21
Product: solute carrier family 25 member 21
Exons: 12
Coding region: 411-1301 (296 amino acids)
Biological process (GO): transmembrane transport
Source: RefSeq, a predicted model, not a curated record
CUUCUCUCUUUUUUUUUUUUAGUUGUUAACCAGUAACCUUGGGGUGUACAAAGAUUUUGCACUCAUAAAAACAGUACAAGGGUCAUGUUGGGGGGGUAAAACAAGAGACUACUUAAAUAUACAAAUGUACACGACAUAUUUACAGCUUACUCAAUAGCACCUAAUAGUGCAGGUCUCAGGCUGCCAGCAAUGACGUAAUGGGGAGUUUAAAUUUAAACUCUUUUCACUAAGGGCACUAAGUCCAGCUCCGGCCAUGCGGUCGAGCUGAAUGAGACGAGACCCUGCUCUGAACAGUGAGCUCUGCUGUGUAACACCGGCUCUGUGCAUGCAUAGUGCAUGCAACCAGGUAUUACAGCAGUCCGCUUUAACACUUCCUGAAUCACGAGUUCCCCCCAAACCGCAGACUGGACAUGACUUCGAAAAGGAGUUUCGCGCGCGAGGCGUCUCAUCAGAUCAUUGCAGGAGGAUCUGCGGGUCUGGUGGAGAUAUGUCUGAUGCACCCGCUGGAUGUCGUGAAAACCAGGUUCCAAAUUCAGCGAGGAGUGAGUGAUCCGAACAGCUAUAAAGGUUUGGGGGACUCUUUCAGAACCAUAUUUUACAAAGAGGGAGUGUAUGGUUUUUACAAGGGAAUCCUGCCUCCAAUUCUAGCCGAGACACCAAAGCGGGCAGUUAAGUUUUUCACCUUUGAGCAAUACAAGAACCUGCUAAGUUACACUACCUUAUCUCAGGGCCUGGCUCUCUCCGUAGCCGGUCUUGGCUCAGGUUUAACGGAAGCUCUGGUGGUUAAUCCAUUUGAAGUAGUGAAAGUAAACCUUCAGGCCAACAGAGAUUCCUUCAAAGUGCCAUCCACAUUCACCCAGGCUCGAAUGAUUAUUAAUUCGGAUGGCUUUGGUCUGCGUGGGCUAAACAAGGGCCUGACCUCCACACUGGGGCGCCAUGGUGUUUUCAACAUGAUCUAUUUUGGCUUCUACUUCAAUGUUAAAAAUGCCCUUCCUGCCAGCCAGGAUCCUCAUCUGGAGUUUAUGAGAAAGUUUGCUAUAGGACUGCUGUCAGGAACCAUCUCAUCCUGCGUGAACAUCCCCUUUGACGUGGCUAAAAGCCGUAUCCAGGGUCCCCAGCCAGUCCCAGGGGAGAUCAAGUACAGGAGCUGUUUCCAGACCAUGGCUUUGGUGUACCGUGAAGAAGGAUACCUUGCAUUAUACAAAGGACUAAUUCCCAAGAUCAUGAGACUUGGACCAGGAGGGGCUGUCAUGCUGCUCGUGUAUGAGUAUGUCUCCGACUGGCUACACAGAAACUGGUGAUAAGAGCUGUCAAGCAGCAGACAAAUUUCACUCUAAAUCCUGCUGCUGAAACCUUUUGGAUGCCUGUCAGCCAUCGCAGCUGUUCGAGCUAAGAACAAGCUGUCAGUCAGCUCUUCUAGCCUCCAGGUUGAUGCAGCAUAACUCAGCACAAGUUAAAAUAACAAAAUCAUGAAAUGCGCAUAUGUUGACAAAUGAAUGGACAAACUUUUUGCCCUCUCCCACUUUGCUCUACGCCUACUCACUGUUUCCCUGUCAGGAUUAUUGACACACGUACACCCAAGACCAAAAAGGACAGAAAUGUUUGCAGUGCCUCUCCAUAUUUCAUUUAUAUGUUUUGUUAGAUUUCUAAUUUAAUGUUAAUAGGUUAUUUCCUAUAAUCUAAAGAGUACUUUUUGCUCUUUUUAAUGCCGUUUAUAUGCCCAGUUUACAUUUGAAGCUAAUUUUAUAUUUGCAAAUGUUUUAAAGAAAGCUGUUUGAAAUUACAUUUUCUCUCUAGAGAAACCUUGAAGACAAAAUAAAUGUGUUAACUAUGCUAAUAGUAAAAAAGCAUGUACUCAGCGAAAAUAAAAUUCUUUCCUAUUUCUG